Messenger RNA from Saprolegnia parasitica CBS 223.65, 829 nucleotides. RefSeq lists its product as hypothetical. Gene Ontology annotation, biological process: phosphate-containing compound metabolic process. The record is from RefSeq and is a predicted model, not a curated record. Gene Ontology annotation, molecular function: inorganic diphosphate phosphatase activity; magnesium ion binding. The transcript has 7 exons. Lineage: Eukaryota; Oomycota; Saprolegniomycetes; Saprolegniales; Saprolegniaceae. Gene Ontology annotation, cellular component: cytoplasm. The coding region runs from base 1 to 792 and encodes 263 amino acids.
AUGGCGUUCGUCCGUCAAGCGCUCCAGCUCCGCCGCCCCGUUCGCGUCUUUGGCGCUCGCUUUGCCCACCAGUACGCGACGACGCUCGUCGGCGCCAGCGGCACGAUCGAGUCGCGCUUGGUCUACCGCGCCAAGGACGGGUCCGUGCUCUCGCCGUGGCACGACAUCCCGCUGCGCCCCACCGGCUACGAGCACGACAAGGCCAUCUUCAACUUUAUCAACGAGAUCCCGCGCGGCGACCGCGCCAAGAUGGAGAUCGCGACCGACGAAGCGCACAACCCGAUCAAGCAGGACGUCAAGAAGGGCAACUUGCGUUUCUACCACUUUGACUCGCUUGUCAACUAUGGCUGCAUCCCGCAGACGUGGGAAGACCCCGCGCACGUUGACGGCAGCACGGGCUACGGCGGCGACAAUGACCCGAUUGACGUGGUCGAGAUUGGCUCGCAAGUGGCCGAGACGGGCGACGUGUACCCGGUCAAGGUCCUCGGCGUGCUCGGCAUGAUCGACGAGAACGAGACGGACUGGAAGGUCAUUGCCAUCAACGUCAAGGAUCCGAUGGCGGCCAAGCUUAACGAUUUGAACGACGUGCAUUUGCAUCUGCCCGACACGGUGGCCUCGAUCCGCACGUGGUUCCGCGACUACAAGCUGCCGGACGGCAAGCCGCCGAGCGCGUUUGCCUUUGACGGCAAGGCCAUGGACAAGGCGUUUGCGAUCGACGUCAUUGAGCAAACGCAUGCGAGCUGGAAGGCGCUGGCGGCCGGCACGAUCCAGUCGAGCUUGUGGACCAAGUAAACGGCCGAUUGAACUAGUACACCGCUGUUGCCGUCCC